Lagenorhynchus albirostris (white-beaked dolphin) is the source of this 1433-nucleotide messenger RNA. RefSeq names its product G protein-coupled receptor 63 (gene GPR63). Lineage: Eukaryota; Metazoa; Chordata; Mammalia; Artiodactyla; Delphinidae. Gene Ontology annotation, molecular function: G protein-coupled receptor activity. Gene Ontology annotation, biological process: G protein-coupled receptor signaling pathway. Gene Ontology annotation, cellular component: membrane. Bases 46 to 1305 code for a protein of 419 amino acids. The record is from RefSeq and is a predicted model, not a curated record. The transcript has a single exon.
AAGAACACCUACAUCUCUGCCGGCGCCUUCCAUCCUGCUGAAACCAUGGUAUUCUCUGCAGUGUUGACUGCGUCCCAUACCGGGGCAUCCAACACAACAUUCGUAAUUUAUGAAAACACCAACAUGAAUAUUACGGUCCCUCCACCAUUCCAGCAUCCCGACAUGGGUUCGCUGCUUAGAUACAGUUUUGAAACCAUGGCUCCCACCGGGAUGAGUUCCUUGACACUGAAUAGUACAGCUGUGCCCCCAACACCAGCGGUUUUAAAGAGCCUAAACUUGCCUCUCCAGAUCAUCCUUUCUGCUAUAAUGAUAUUUAUUCUGUUUGUGUCUUUUCUUGGGAACUUGGUUGUGUGCCUCAUGGUUUACCAAAAAGCUGCCAUGCGCUCCGCCAUUAACAUCCUCCUGGCCAGCCUGGCUUUUGCAGACAUGUUGCUUGCAGUUCUGAACAUGCCCUUUGCCUUGGUCACCAUUCUUACCACCAGAUGGAUUUUUGGGAAAUUCUUCUGUAGGGUAUCUGCCAUGUUUUUCUGGUUGUUUGUGAUAGAGGGAGUAGCCAUCCUGCUCAUCAUUAGCAUCGAUAGGUUUCUUAUUAUAGUCCAGAGGCAGGAUAAGCUGAAUCCAUAUAGGGCUAAGGUUCUCAUUGCAGUUUCUUGGGCAACUUCUUUUUGUGUAGCUUUUCCUCUGGCAGUAGGAAACCCUGACCUGCAGAUACCUUCCCGAGCCCCGCAGUGUGUGUUUGGGUACACAACCAAUCCAGGUUACCAGGCUUAUGUGAUUUUGAUUUCUCUCAUUUCUUUCUUCCUACCCUUUCUGGUGAUACUGUAUUCGUUUAUGGGCAUACUCAAUACCCUUCGGCACAAUGCCUUGAGGAUCCAUAGCUACCCCGAAGGUAUAUGCCUCAGCCAGGCCAGCAAACUGGGUCUCAUGAGUCUACAGAGACCCUUCCAGAUGAGCAUUGACAUGGGCUUUAAAACACGUGCCUUCACAACCAUUUUGAUUCUCUUUGCUGUCUUCAUUUUCUGCUGGGCCCCAUUCACCACUUACAGCCUUGUGGCGACAUUCAGCAAGCACUUUUACUAUCAACACAACUUUUUUGAGAUUAGCACCUGGCUACUCUGGCUCUGCUACCUCAAGUCUGCAUUGAACCCACUGAUUUACUACUGGAGGAUUAAGAAAUUCCAUGACGCCUGCCUGGACAUGAUGCCUAAGUCCCUCAAGUUUUUGCCGCGGCUCCCUGGCCACACAAGGCGACGGAUACGCCCCAGUGCUGUCUACGUGUGUGGGGAACAUCGGACGGUGGUGUGAAUAUUGGAACUGCCUGACGUUUUGGGUGAUGGUUGUUCUUUAUCUGACUUCGAAUUUUUUUCUCGUGGCUUCUCCACUUAAACUAUAUUGUUUUUCAUAGGGUGUGUGUGUGUGUGUGUGUGUGUGUG